Messenger RNA from Cryphonectria parasitica EP155, 204 nucleotides. RefSeq lists its product as uncharacterized. The annotation marks the transcript as partial. The record is from RefSeq and is a predicted model, not a curated record. The transcript has a single exon. Lineage: Eukaryota; Fungi; Ascomycota; Sordariomycetes; Diaporthales; Cryphonectriaceae.
CGAGAUUUCUUGGUUUCUCAUCUUUUGGAAAAUUUUAUCGAGAUGCCCAUCUAUUCCUAUUGCAAGAAUUGUAAUUUCGGGUUCUGCAAGGUAUUUCCCGGAGACUCUUCUCGUUGCAUCGAAUACAUUCAACUAAGCUGCUCCAAAUGCAAUAUUAUAAGCUUUUCCCCUGAGGAGCUUUGCAAUAUUGCUAUUCAACAUUGA